Molecule: messenger RNA, 2917 nt
Organism: Cheilinus undulatus (humphead wrasse)
Lineage: Eukaryota; Metazoa; Chordata; Actinopteri; Labriformes; Labridae
Product: von Willebrand factor A domain-containing protein 1-like
Exons: 6
Coding region: 287-1765 (492 amino acids)
Molecular function (GO): protein binding
Source: RefSeq, a predicted model, not a curated record
AGGUGGACUAUAAGAGAAGUACUCUGACUGUGAGAGACAGAAAACAGCAUGGCACAGGUAAACACCGAGCUGUAUGUGAAGUUGUGUCCACCUGAGGAGAGGCUGGGAUGACCGAUGCAGCAGCCACCCUCUGCGGAAGCAGCGACAAAGACGUACUAUGAGAUAAACCGGACUAUUUGUUUGCCACACGAUGGACGUAGUAAGAGUAAGAGACCCGGUGUUGCUUAUUUCAGCAGCUUGAAUUAUUUCUGAUUAGAAAAGUAUUUUUAGAUGCUGCUGAGAGAGGAUGAAAUCCUUUUUAGUGUGCUGUGUUCUUCUGUGGGCGAAUUUACGGCGGAGCAACACGCAGGGUUCUGACCCUGCCACAGUGUUGAACUGCUGUGAAGGGGAUAUUCUCCUCCUGCUGGACUCUUCAGGAAGUGUAGCGAACUACGAAUUCUCACGCUUGCUGCUGUUUGCUGCUUCCCUGCUUCGCCCCUUUUCACUGGGCCGUGGGCACGUGAGAGUCGGCCUGUUGCAGGUGGGCACAAAUCCUAACUUAGAGUUCGGUCUGGAUGUCCACAACAAUCAGGGAAGCCUGCAGAGGGCUAUGCAGAAAGUCAGACAGCUGCAGGGAGACACCAACACAGAUGUGGCCCUCAGGGUGGCCCAGCAGCUUCUAAAAAAGACGGAGGACAAUGUGCCAAAGAUACUGCUGUGGCUAACCGACGGUGUGCAGCCUGGCGAUGUGGACGAGCUGAUGACAGAGCUGAAGGCGCAGGGAGUUUAUGUGCUAGCUGUGUCAACAGUACAUGGCAACUAUCAGGUGUUACAACGUGCAGUUACACCUCCUCUGGAGUCUCAUCUCUACUCUGUGGACAUCGAUAAUAUUGAAAUCAUCACAGAGGACCUAAGGGAGGCCAUUAUUGAAAUAAUCCAUGCAGACCGGCUGCGUGUGGUUCACCUGACUUCUAACAGUGCUGUGCUGCAGUGGCGUCCUGUUCUGACCAAAGACAGUGGUUACUACGAACUCUCUUAUAAGACUGCAUUGCAAACAAGCCCUGAGACGAGACGUAUUCUCACAGGUGACUCCCGCUGGGUAGAGCUGACCAACCUGCAGCCUGACACCCUCUAUAGCGCUUUCCUCCGCCCAGAGUCCAACCAGAGGGUGUUUAACACACUGUCAGUCAACUUUACCACACUCCCUGAUGUUUUAAGUCCAGCUGUGGUCACUCUGACAGACUCUGGCCCACGUCAGAUCCGUGUGAGCUGGGGUCCCUUGCAGCCAGCUCGAGUCCAGAGAUACAUUGUUGAAUAUGGAGUUAUUCCAAGCGGGCCAGCCAUCACUGUCGUGCUUCAAAGCCAGCAAAACUCUACCUUACUGACUGGCCUGAAGCCAGCCACUCAGUACCUGGUGACAGUCAGUGCCCAGUAUGCUAAUGGACAGCAAAUAGCCAUGUCUGUGAAGGCAUGCACUCAAGAGGAAACAGCUCUGCCAGCUCUGGAUGACCUUCAGUUGACCUCUGUGGGGAAUCAGGAGGUGAAUGUGGCCUGGCAGGCCAAUCAGGAUGGCUUGAAAGGCUACUGGCUGAGCUGGGAGAGAGGAUUCCCCAACAUUUACCCAAGCCCCCCUGCCUCUUCUGCCUACCUGCCUCCUACCUCUCAAGGAACACGCCUCACACAUUUAGCACCAAACAGCCAAGUGUGUGUGUCGCCGGUUUACAGCUCUGGACGAGGGGAUGGGAUAUGCUGCCCUGCGACAGAGUCCAGACAGCUGGAUGAAUAAUCAGGAGGCUGCAGUAAAAACACAGGAGGAAUUAUCCUGGCAAAGACCGGCUGCACAGGAGUACUAUACAGUUUUGGUGACAAUUUUCACUUUUAAAUAAAUUCUAGUGACAGAAAAGGUUUUAUUACAACUCCCAGUCUUCUGUCUGGACGAUGACUGGAAAAAACAGCCAGUCAUUAUUUAUUUUGAACCUGCUGGAAAUAAAAAUGUCUUCAGCUUUGUAGAAAGUCUGUCUGCCACAGCUCUAGAUAUUCGUCACAGUAAACACACAAUUAGGAGGGAUGUAGAGAAUUGAGCGAGGCAGUAUUUACAAGUUUGUGUGAUGAAGUGUCAUUGCAAGUGAAUAUUUAUUACAUGUUAGUUGUACUGUUCAGAACUGAAGACUUUAUUUUCUUUAAAUGAUAUGCAUCUCUUGACAUUUCCUAUCUUUUAAUUACAUAUUUAUUUUGCCAAAAUAUAUAGUAUGUAUAUAUAAUAGCCUCACUUACUGGAGAGAGGACAACAGAGUACAUUUAGAGUAAAAGGGCAAACAGUUGAUAAUAAGCAAGAAGAUAUUGUGUAUUUUUUGUCAUUUCGAGGCAUUAUUACCUGCAAAACAAAGUUUGAAUUAAAAUAAGUGCCCUACUGACCUGCAGCAUUAAUUCUGAGUAGGCUGAAUGGCAGAGAAAGUAACGAAGUACAAAUAUUUCGCUACUGUAAUUAGGUAGAUUAUUCAGGUAUCUGUACUCAAGUAUUUAUUUUUCUGGUGACUUUUUACUUUUACUCUCUACAUUUGAACACAUACUGGAUAUUAGUAUUUUCUACUCACGCUGUAGAAACAGGCUUGUUACUUGUUUGAACCUAAAUGGAUGAAUGAAAGCGUAAACGUAGCCGAUGAACACCUGUCCAUACCUCUCUGCACCGCUGUUAGUGUAUCCUUUCUGCCAGUUCAUCUUAGGCUGCCGUGACUGGUACGAUACCCUUCUGGUUUGUUUUUCAAAGUAAAAAUCAGAUCAGUUUGUUUCUGUGGUGAGACUUCUCCGGUUUUUACACAAUGCUUUUGUUCUGAAAUGUUUACAGGAUAGAUCUUUGGUCUUUGCAGUAACUUGUAAAGUUGCUUUGGUUUGUCCUGUGCAUCCGUGUGUAAUGUUUGUUUCUACUCUAUGUAAAGGA